This is a messenger RNA of Dromiciops gliroides (monito del monte), 848 nucleotides long. It is a transcript of the gene VMA21, whose product is annotated as vacuolar ATPase assembly factor VMA21. NCBI's taxonomy places the organism in Eukaryota, Metazoa, Chordata, Mammalia, Microbiotheria, Microbiotheriidae. The transcript has 3 exons. Gene Ontology annotation, cellular component: endoplasmic reticulum membrane. Bases 157 to 462 code for a protein of 101 amino acids. Gene Ontology annotation, biological process: vacuolar proton-transporting V-type ATPase complex assembly. The record is from RefSeq and is a predicted model, not a curated record.
UGCCGCCGCCAGGGGUCAGCUGACGGGGCGGACCUCGCGGAGGGCCGCUCUGCGCUUCCCCCCGCCCAGCCUGGGUGGGCCGAGUGCGUGCGCGAGCUAGAGCGCGGGCAGUCUCCGCUCGCGUAACCGACGCCCCCCACCCCGGCGCUGGCCGAGAUGGAACGGCUCGAGAAGACGACGCUGAAGGUUGUGCAGCCGCCCGAGCUGAGAAAUGAAGGCUCAUUAACAUCAACUCUGAAGACUCUUCUGGUUUUCACAGCUUUAAUGAUCACCUUACCUAUUGGAUUAUAUUUUUCUUCAAAAUCUUAUGUGUUUGAAGGUACCUUGGGGAUGUCCAACCGAGACAGUUAUUUUUAUGCCGCCAUUGUUGCCGUUGUUGCCGUUCACAUGGUACUUGCUAUCUUCGUCUAUGUUGCAUGGAACGAAGGCUCACGCCAGUGGCGGGAAGGCAAACAAGACUGAUGGGAGCAUCAUCUUUUGAUAAUGGAUAGAAUAAAGAAAUAGGUACAGAGUAUGUUUAUGAUUAGGCUAAGUAGCAGGGAGGGGAUUGCUCCUCAGAGCACAGGAGUUUGUGAAAUCCAUAUCACUUCACUAAUAUGCUGUUGCAGAAUUAAAAGUUAGAAAAUUCACAUAUUGGAAUUGAGAGGCAGAGAAUUUCAUCUUCUGACAACAAAAAUAUAUUUUGCAGUGUUUUGCUGUAUUACUUGCACAAUUGUUCAGGACACAUGCAGGUUUUGUCAAGCAAAUUAAACUGCAUUUUACACUGGAAAUGAGUGAAAACUGCUCAGGCCAUUACAUUGGGGUGUUUUGUUUUCUUUUUCCCUUUCCUUUCCUUUCCUUUCCUUUCC